Messenger RNA from Canariomyces notabilis, 927 nucleotides. RefSeq lists its product as uncharacterized. The coding region runs from base 1 to 927 and encodes 308 amino acids. Gene Ontology annotation, molecular function: protein binding. The record is from RefSeq and is a predicted model, not a curated record. The transcript has a single exon. Lineage: Eukaryota; Fungi; Ascomycota; Sordariomycetes; Sordariales; Chaetomiaceae.
AUGCUUCUGACCCCAGAUCGGCUUGAGAAAUAUGGCUCUCAUACGCUGAGUAUCGUCGACUAUACCUUGGACGAUGCCCAUCUCGAAACUCGGUGUCCCCUUGACAAUGGGCGGCACAACGGUCAACCCAAGCAUUCAGUGGGCAGGCUGGACUUGCUCCCCUACGAACUCAUCUCCCAGGUUCUCCUGGCGCUGGAUCUACCGUCCAGAACUGCUUUCCGGCGUGUGAAUCGCCGGGCCAUGGGUCUCGUCGAUUCGCUACACGAGUACCAGAUGGUCCUCAAGCAUUGCCCCAAUAUCCUCCGCGCCAUCAUCAGCAUCAAUGCCAAGCACUUUGACUUGGCGACCUUGUACAGAACUCUCUGCACCACCAAGUGCGCAGCCUGCAACGGAUCAUUCGGUAGUUAUCUCUACCUCAUCACCUGCAAACGAGUCUGCUACAGUUGUUUCACCGAAAAGUCUGCAUACUUGCCCGUGUCCGCCAUGCUGGACAUAAGGAACACUAGUCUCAGCAGGGACGACUUGAAAUCUCUGCCUCAUAUCUUCAGCCUGCCGGGAUAUUACACGAAGAGCAAGAACUUGGCAAGGGGCAGGACAAUGCUAGUGGACCUCCAGUCCAUGAACAAGAGGGCUUCGGAGAUCCGUGGCACUAAAGUAUUCAUCCGCGUGUCCACGCAAUGCGCCACUACAGACGAGAAUCGACGGCAUAUGGCAAUUAUUUCCGCGCCCUACUUCAGCUCGUCAGGUCGCUCGGCCCACUGGGGUUUCUAUUGCGCCAAAUGUAAUGAGGAUAAGGAGGAAUCGAUGCUUGACAGGUCUAAAUACACAGAAAAAGAGUUUGCAAAUCACAUGGCAGAGUACGGGAUUGAUCCGCAUGAAGAUCCGUAUAAAGAUCCGCAUGAAGAUCCGGAUGAAGUAGAGUGGUAA